Vombatus ursinus (common wombat) is the source of this 712-nucleotide messenger RNA. RefSeq names its product translocase of outer mitochondrial membrane 6 (gene TOMM6). Bases 59 to 298 code for a protein of 79 amino acids. The transcript has 3 exons. NCBI's taxonomy places the organism in Eukaryota, Metazoa, Chordata, Mammalia, Diprotodontia, Vombatidae. Gene Ontology annotation, cellular component: mitochondrial outer membrane translocase complex; mitochondrion. The record is from RefSeq and is a predicted model, not a curated record.
CGAGCGACCGUGCUGGUGAGUCGCGUCCAUGUGGAGCUGAACCCUUGGGCUACCUGCCAUGGCUGCGAGCGGGUCCUCGGUGCCGCCUCAGGCGGUGCCUCCUGCAGGGGCCUCCGGCGGAGGGUCUGGAGCCCCUGAGGGCGUCGGGGAAUGGCUGCGGGGCGCCUAUCGCUUUGCCACCGACAGGAACGACUUCCGGAGGAAUUUGAUUGUUAAUUUGGGACUCUUUGCUGCUGGUGUGUGGCUGGCUAGGAACCUGAGCGACAUUGACUUGAUGGCACCCCAGCCAGGCCUGUAGCACAGCUGAUGUUACUAGUGACUUCAUUUCUAAUACUGCCUUCCGUGAUCUGAAUGCAGUUUCUUGGAAGCUCUAUUCAACCCGCAGCUAUGACCAUGACAUGACCACCAGAAGACCUGCUUUGACUGGCUACCACAAAUUUAAUUCAGACUUGCUACAUUCCUUUCCCUACACUAGCUGUCUUUCUUCCUUGGUCAGUCUAUGAUCAGCCAUAGCUUCAGUGUCUACUUAGGCACGGUGUGAGUAUAGGUAUAUUGCCUUUGCUCCAUAUAUUGUAUAUAUCUUCCAAAUCCUUGCAGGUUGGGCAGAUGCCAGGCAGGGAGUGUGUUGCAAGUGGCAUUUGCUGUUUUCUUUAGUUAUACAAAGAUUCUUUUUUUCUCCUAAAAUGUUUGAAAUAAAGACAGUUAACAAAGA